Molecule: messenger RNA, 2097 nt
Organism: Priceomyces carsonii
Lineage: Eukaryota; Fungi; Ascomycota; Pichiomycetes; Serinales; Debaryomycetaceae
Gene: FAA4
Product: long-chain fatty acid-CoA ligase
Exons: 1
Coding region: 1-2097 (698 amino acids)
Biological process (GO): long-chain fatty acid metabolic process; long-chain fatty-acyl-CoA metabolic process
Cellular component (GO): lipid droplet; plasma membrane; endoplasmic reticulum
Molecular function (GO): long-chain fatty acid-CoA ligase activity
Source: RefSeq, a predicted model, not a curated record
AUGGUUGCGCUUACGGUAAAAGUAGGGGAGGCAAAGCAAGGUGAAACAGCACCAAGGAGAAAAGCAGCCCAAAAGGCAGCAGCAGUCGACAAACCAUUGGAUUCCAAGGCUGCCACAUUGCCCGAAUUCGUUGAGGAGUGCUCCAAAAGAGGUGGGAAUGAUAAAGCUAUGGGUUGGAGAAACCUCUUGGAAGUACAUACAGAAAUCAAGAAGGUUAAAAAAUUAGUAGAUGGUGAAGAAAGGGAGGAAGACAAGGAAUGGCUCUACUACGAGAACUCAAGUUAUAACUUCCUUACGUACAACGAGUUAUGGAAUCAAGUGCAAGCUUAUUCAAGAGGCUUGGUCUCUUUAGGUUUAAAACCUGAUCAGACAAGUAGAUUGCAUAUAUAUGCAUCUACUUCUGCAAAGUGGAUGCAAACUUUCAUGGCCUGCCUGGUUCAAGGUAUUCCGAUUGUCACGGCCUAUGAUACUUUAGGGGAGUCUGGGUUAGUGAGCUCGCUACUUGAGACUGAAUCCGAAGGAAUUUUUACAGAUAAUGCCUUACUAGCGCUGUUAAUAAGACCACUACUGAAAGCCAAAUCAAUCAAAUUUAUCAUUCAUGCUGAGCCGAUUGAUGAAAAGGAUACUCGUUUGAAAGGUAAACUAUAUAAAGAAGCUAAUGAGGCAAGAGAAAAAAUCUUGAAAGAAAGGCCUGAUAUCACCUUUAUUACUUACGAUGAAUGCAUCAAGCUUGGUAAGGAAAACCCGGAAGUUCCGUAUCCGAAACCAAAGCCUGAGGAUUUGGCUUGUAUUAUGUAUACUUCAGGCUCAACAGGUGCUCCAAAAGGUGUUGUAAUUAGUCAUGAGAACAUCAUUGCUGCUGUAGGAGGCAUUUCUUGUAAUGCUAGCAGGUCUUUGGUGAAGAGAAAUGAUAGAGUUAUAGCCUUUUUACCCUUAGCGCAUAUUUUUGAAAUGGCUUUUGAACUCGCAAAUUUUUGGUGGGGAAGUUGCUUGGGUUACGCAAACGUUAAAACCUUAACAGACAUCUCCUGUAGAAACUGCGAAUCGGAUUUGGUUGAAUUUAAGCCUACCAUCAUGGUUGGUGUUGCAGCCGUGUGGGAAUCUGUUAGAAAGGGUGUUUUGGCAGAAGUCAGGAAACAACCUGCCUUAGUUCAAAAGCUCUUUUGGGGUGCAUAUAAAGGAAAAUCAACCUUCAAUCAUUUCAAGCUUCCAGGUGGAGGAAUAUUUGAUUUUGUUUUCAAAAAAGUCAAGGCGAAGACAGGUGGACAUUUAAGAUAUGUUUUGAACGGUGGCUCGCCAAUAUCAAUAGAUGCUCAAGUUUUCAUUUCUACUACUAUUGCCCCAAUGUUGGUGGGAUAUGGAUUAACAGAAACAUGUGCUAACACCACAAUCGUUGAGUUUCAACAUUUCGAAUUUGGUACAGUGGGAACUUUGACUGGUGCCAUUACGGCCAAGCUAGUAGACGUUCCUGAUGCUGGUUAUUUCGCCAAGAAUAACCAAGGUGAAGUUCUUUUGCAAGGAAAGUGUGUCACAAGUGGUUACUUUAAGAAUGAGAAAGAGACAUCGGAGGCAUUCACCGAAGAUGGUUGGUUCAAGACUGGUGAUAUUGGUGAAUGGGCUCCAAAUGGUGCCUUGAAAAUUAUUGAUCGUAAAAAGAAUUUGGUGAAGACUUUGAACGGUGAAUAUAUAGCAUUAGAGAAGUUGGAGUCCAUUUACAGAUCGAACCAUAUUGUUCUUAACAUUUGCGUUUAUGCAGAUCAAAGUAAGGUGAAGCCAAUUGGUAUUGUUAUUCCAAAUGAGACUUUCCUUAAACAAUUCUUGGCAGAAGAAAAGGUAUACUCAGAAAAUGAAUUAAGCUCGAAGAGCCUUUCUUCUUUAUGCGAAGACAAGAAGGUCACUCGUGCUUUCUUAAAGUCUUUGUUGGCUACAGGUAAGUCUCAAGGCUUAAAAGGAAUUGAAUUCCUUCAGAACAUUGUGUUGUUGGAUGAAGAAUGGACUCCUCAGAAUGGUUUUGUCAGUUCAGCAAUGAAGUUACAAAGAAAGAAGAUUUUGGAGUCUUGCAAAGACAGGGUUGAUGCUGCUUAUGCAAGUUCUUAG